This is a messenger RNA of Melampsora larici-populina 98AG31, 1383 nucleotides long. RefSeq lists its product as uncharacterized. Lineage: Eukaryota; Fungi; Basidiomycota; Pucciniomycetes; Pucciniales; Melampsoraceae. The transcript has 2 exons. The coding region runs from base 1 to 1383 and encodes 460 amino acids. The record is from RefSeq and is a predicted model, not a curated record. Gene Ontology annotation, molecular function: S-methyl-5-thioribose-1-phosphate isomerase activity.
AUGCUAUGCUCAAUACGAAUCCCGAAUGGCAAAUCCUUGGAGGAAACCCGAUCAGUCGAAAUCAUAGAUCAAUUAAUCUUACCACACGAAUUAAAAUGGUGUAAAGUUUCAAAUACAAAUGAAGCAUUUGAAGCGAUCAAAUCAAUGAAAAUUCGUGGUGCUCCUGCUAUUGGUUCUAUUGCUGCCUUAUCGAUUGCUUGUGAACUUUUGAAUUAUCUCGAAUUGACAAAAACUGGAAACACGAAUAACGAAAACAAUCCUCUAGAAAAUACUUUGAAACUUCAAAAUUAUCUUGAAAAAACAUCACAACACUUACUUUCUGCUAGACCAACUGCUGUAAAUUUACGUGAAGCAUUACUACGAGUUGCACAAGCAUUUCAUAAAAUUCAUGAACAAGGAGGUGAAAGGGACCCAAAGAAGAUUACUGAAAAACUUGUAGCAGUUUGUAAAGCGGUCUGGGAAGAAGAUUUAGAGCGUAACAAGAAGAUUGGUUAUAAUGGUGCUCGUUGGUUGAUCAACAAACUUGGAAUAUCGGAUCGACCAGAACGAAAAAUCUCAAUGUUAACAGUCUGUAAUACUGGAUCUUUAGCUACUGCUGGCUUCGGUACCGCACUCGGCGUCAUCACUGCUCUACACGAACUCGGUCGAUUAGAGCACGCUUAUUAUAUGCAAACUGGUCCUUAUAUGCAAGGUGCUCGACUUACAAGUUUAGAAUUACAAACUUUGAAAAUUCCUUCAACUAUGGUUUGCGAUACUGCGGCUGGAUGGUUAAUCAACAGCGGGCGCGUUGAUGCAUUUGUGGCAGGAGCAGAUAGGAUUGCGUCCAAUGGUGACACAGCCAAUAAGAUCUCAACCUACCAGAUUUCAUUGAUGUGUCGUCAUGCCGCUCCUACCUCGAAGAGCAUUCCAGUUUUGAUCGCAGCUCCACUUACCACAUUUGAUUUGAACAUGGAAAGUGGAGUGGAGAUUGUGAUUGAAGAACGACCCAGCAUCGAAGCCUGUACUGUCCGUGGCAAGGUAAUAUCUGAACCCGGCUCCACGAGCCGAUCUAAUGAAGUAGCUACUGUUUUAAUCACACCUGAAGGGACUCAAGCCUUGAACCCAGCUUUCGACGUGACACCGAAUGAUUUGAUCAGUGGUAUCGUCACUGAACUCGGAGUAGCAGAGCGAGGUCACUCAAGCUUUGAUUUACGAGAACAUGCGAAAGGAGGAUCAUCUCAUUCAACUGAUGGCCAAUCACAAGCGGAGCUUCAAAUCGCCAGUCAAGUUCAGAAUCUACAGGCCAAGUACAAUGCUACGGCCGCAGCUUACAAGGAUAAUACUGGACAUGACUUGCUCCAAGGUGGGAUCGAGGGAAGAGAGCCAGUUAACCCAGCAAAAUGA